Ahaetulla prasina is the source of this 3030-nucleotide messenger RNA. Its product is annotated as sodium/potassium-transporting ATPase subunit alpha-2-like. The transcript has a single exon. The coding region runs from base 1 to 3030 and encodes 1009 amino acids. Gene Ontology annotation, cellular component: membrane. The record is from RefSeq and is a predicted model, not a curated record. Lineage: Eukaryota; Metazoa; Chordata; Lepidosauria; Squamata; Colubridae. Gene Ontology annotation, molecular function: ATP binding; ATP hydrolysis activity; P-type sodium:potassium-exchanging transporter activity. Gene Ontology annotation, biological process: proton transmembrane transport; intracellular sodium ion homeostasis; potassium ion import across plasma membrane.
AUGAAUAAAAAGGAAUCCCACAUCAAGAAAAGAAAGCCCAGGGGGAAAGAAGAACUGGAAGAACUGAAGAAGGAAGUGACCCUUGAUGAUCACAAAUUGUCUCUUCAGGAACUCAGCCUUAAGUAUGAGGUGGAUCUCACCAAAGGACUGACCAGGGCACAGGCUGCCCAGACCUUGGAAAAGAAUGGCUUAAAUGCCCUCACUCCUCCACGAACCACGCCGGAGUGGGUCAAAUUUUGCAAGCAACUCUUCGGCGGGUUUUCCAUCUUACUGUGGAUCGGCGCGAUUCUUUGCUUUCUGGCGUACUGGGUGCAAAACAUGAUGGGUGCGAGAGUACAGAAGGACAACCUGUAUCUGGGCGCUGUGCUAUCCGGCGUGGUUAUCGUGACCGGGUGUUUCUCCUACUUUCAGGAAGCCAAAAGUUCCAAAAUCAUGGAAUCCUUCAAGCACAUGGUUCCACAGCAAGCUCUGGUCAUCCGGGAUGGUGAAAAGAUGCAGAUCAACGCUGAGGUUGUAGUUGUGGGAGAUCUGGUGGAGGUCAAAGGGGGCGAUCGGAUUCCUGCGGACUUAAGGAUCAUCUCUGCCACCGGUUGCAAAGUGGACAAUUCCUCUCUGACUGGUGAGUCGGAACCCCAGAGUCGUUCGGCCGAGUUUACCAACGAGAACCCCCUGGAGACCCAAAACAUCUGUUUCUUCUCCACGAAUUGUGUUGAAGGCACAGCUCGGGGCAUCGUCAUCUUGACAGGGGACUACACAGUCAUGGGUCGCAUUGCUUCACUGGCUUCCGGUUUGAGCGAACGCCCUACGCCGAUUGCCCGGGAAAUAGCGCAUUUUAUCCACAUCAUCACCGGAGUCGCCGUUUUCCUAGGAGUGACAUUCUUCAUCUUGGCCAUGAUUCUUGGGUACGACUGGCUGGAAGCCGUGGUCUUCCUGAUCGGUAUCAUCGUGGCAAAUGUCCCAGAAGGUUUGCUGGCCACUGUCACCGUCUGCCUAACCCUCACUGCCCAACGCAUGGCACGGAAGAACUGCCUGGUGAAAAACUUAGAAGCCGUAGAGACCCUGGGUUCCACCUCCACAAUCUGCUCGGACAAAACUGGAACGCUGACUCAGAACCGUAUGACCGUCGCCCACCUGUGGUUUGACAAUGAGAUCUAUGAAGCCAACAUCACUGAGAUUUAUGCUGGGGCCAUAUUUAACACACGCUCACCCACCUGGCUGGCCCUGGCCCACAUUGCAGGGUUGUGCAACAGGGCAGACUUCAAAGCUGACCAGGAGAACAUCCCUAUUGCUAAAAAGGAGACCACCGGAGACGCCUCCGAGUCGGCCCUCCUUAAGUGUAUCGAGCUGUCCUGGGGCUCCGUCAAGGAGAUGCGCGAGAAGAAUCCCAAAGUAGCCGAGAUCCCCUUCAACUCCACCAACAAGUACCAGCUCUCCAUCCAUGAAGCCGCAGACAAAUCCAAAGGUCAUCUCUUGGUGAUGAAGGGCGCUCCAGAGCGGAUCUUGGAAUGUUGCACCACCAUCCUGUUGCAAGGAAAAGAAGUGAUCCUGGACAAGAAGAUACAGGAAUCUUUUCUGAACACCUACAAUUAUCUCGGGGGGUUAGGCGAGAGAGUCCUCGGAUUCUGCCACUGCUACCUCCCCGACAAACAGUUUCCACAUGGCUUCAAGUUCGACACGGACAAACCUAACUUCCCCACCACCAAGCUGUGCUUUGUGGGGCUUAUCUCCAUGAUCGACCCACCUCGUGCUGCCGUGCCGGAUGCCGUUGGGAAGUGCCGCAGUGCUGGGAUUAAAGUGAUCAUGGUCACGGGCGACCACCCGAUCACUGCCAAAGCGAUUGCCAAAGGGGUCGGGAUCAUUUCUGAAGGCAGCGAGACGGUCGAAGACAUCGCAGCCCGGCUGGAGAUCCCAGUCAGCCAAGUCGAUCCCCGGGAAGCUGUGGCCUGCGUAGUUCACGGUUCCGAACUUAAGGAUAUGACCUCAGAACAACUGGACAAGAUUCUCUCGAGUCAUUCUGAGAUCGUCUUUGCUCGCACGUCCCCACAGCAGAAGCUGAUCAUCGUGGAAGGGUGUCAGAGGCAGGGGGCCAUCGUCGCUGUGACCGGAGAUGGGGUGAACGACUCCCCAGCCCUCAAGAAAGCCGACAUUGGCAUUGCCAUGGGCAUCACAGGUUCCGAUGUAUCCAAGCAGGCUGCCGACAUGAUCCUUCUGGAUGACAACUUCGCUUCCAUCGUGACGGGCGUGGAGGAAGGCCGCCUGAUCUUUGACAACCUGAAGAAGUCCAUUGCCUACACGCUGACCAGCAACAUUCCAGAGAUCUCCCCUUUCCUUCUGUUCAUCAUCUUCAACAUCCCGCUGCCCCUGGGCACCAUCACCAUUUUGUGCAUCGACCUGGGCACCGACAUGGUGCCCGCCAUCUCCCUGGCCUACGAGAAAGCCGAGAGUGACAUCAUGAAGAGGAAGCCGCGGAACGCCAAGACGGACAAGCUGGUGAACGAGCGCCUGAUCAGCAUGGCGUACGGACAGAUCGGUAUGAUGCAAGCCCUCGCCGGCUUCUUCACCUACUUCGUCAUCAUGGCCGAGAACGGGUUCCUGCCGUCCACCUUGCUGGGGAUCCGCCUGGAGUGGGACGACCAUUCCAUAAAUGACCUGGAAGACAGUUACGGCCAGCAGUGGACGUACCAGCAGCGGAAAGUGGUGGAGUUCACCUGUCACACCGCUUUCUUCAUCAGCAUCGUGGUCGUCCAGUGGGCUGACCUCAUCAUCUGCAAGACCAGGAAGCUGUCCCUUUUCCAUCAGGGCAUGAGGAAUGAGAUUAUGGUCUUCGGCCUGAUUGAAGAGACCACCUUGGCGGCCUUUCUCUCCUACUGCCCAGGAAUGGAGGUGGCUCUACGCAUGUACCCGCUCCGUGUGACGUGGUGGCUGUGUGCUGUCCCGUUCUCGGUGCUCAUUUUUGUCUACGAUGAAAUCCGCAAGUUUCUUCUGCGACGUUAUCCGGGGGGCUGGGUUGAGCGGGAAACUUACUACUGA